Labrus bergylta (ballan wrasse) is the source of this 999-nucleotide messenger RNA. RefSeq names its product NADH:ubiquinone oxidoreductase core subunit S8a (gene ndufs8a). Gene Ontology annotation, cellular component: membrane. Lineage: Eukaryota; Metazoa; Chordata; Actinopteri; Labriformes; Labridae. Gene Ontology annotation, biological process: mitochondrial respiratory chain complex I assembly; mitochondrial electron transport, NADH to ubiquinone. Gene Ontology annotation, molecular function: NADH dehydrogenase activity; 4 iron, 4 sulfur cluster binding. The record is from RefSeq and is a predicted model, not a curated record.
CAAAAAAAAACUCAAAGAAGAAGAAGAACUUCCGGUGCACGCAGGGUGCGUUCCGUAAACCGUCCGCUGUUCUGGUUGAGAAGGCCAAAUAGCGACACUGCGCUCAAAAAGGUGAUGGCUGCUUCUCUGCGUUUGUUGUACUCUGUGAGCAGACCAGGCUCUUCUGGGGUCGCUCAGAAUCUGGUGAGGUCCUUCAGUGUUUCCACACAGAGAGGAGGAUUCAAGUAUGUGAAUGCUCAGGAGGUGCCCACAGACAUGAAGUCGAUUACAGACCGAGCUGCUCAGACACUGCUGUGGACCGAGCUCUUCAGAGGCCUGGGGAUGACCAUGAGUUACCUGUUCAGAGAGCCUGCCACCAUCAACUACCCGUUUGAGAAAGGACCUCUGUCACCUCGCUUCAGAGGAGAACACGCCCUGCGCAGGUAUCCGUCAGGUGAGGAGCGCUGCAUCGCCUGCAAGCUGUGUGAGGCCAUCUGCCCUGCUCAGGCCAUCACCAUAGAAGCAGAGACUCGAGCUGAUGGAAGCAGGAGGACGACACGUUACGACAUUGACAUGACCAAAUGUAUCUACUGUGGCUUCUGCCAGGAGGCGUGUCCUGUGGACGCCAUUGUCGAGGGUCCUAACUUUGAGUUCUCCACGGAGACUCAUGAGGAGUUGCUCUACAACAAAGAGAAGUUGCUCAACAAUGGAGACAAGUGGGAGGCCGAGAUAGCUGCCAACAUUCAGGCUGAUUACCUUUACCGAUAGAAACACACACACACUUGUCCUGUACAUACUGUAAGGAGAACUCAGCUGACAGACAGAAAUCUUCCUCUUGUUGUAAUAUUUGUGUCUGAUUAUAUAUUUAUUAAAGAAACACGAGUCCCUAUGAUUGAUUUGAUUGAUUAGAUUGAUCGAUCGAUCAGACAGACUCUAACAUCACACUCAGCUGAUCAUCAAUUAUUGUUCUAAUCUGAUAUUUUUCUUUAUGACUCGAAUAAAAAACCAGUGAGAGAAACA